GCAGUCUUAGUCAGUGAUGCACUGUGGGAUUGCGGACUAUUGGCAUAGCAACCAAACGUUAAGUGUUUCGCCCCGGAUUAGUUUUUGCCUGACUUUCUGCAGGUAAAGCAGUUAGCUUUAUUUUUGUACCGCUGCCAUGAAUGCGGCAGUGGUGAAAAAAACCCAGGACACGUUGGGAAAAGUGAUAAAGAAACCUCCGCUGACGGAGAAACUGCUCAGCAAGCCGCCGUUUCGAUACCUUCACGAUAUCUUCAGUGAGGUAAUCAGGACCACUGGUUUUAUGAAAGGGCUAUAUGAAGAAAACGAAAUGAAGUCAGAUAGUGUAAAGGACAAGGACUCUAAAAUAGCCUAUCUACAGAAAGCAAUAGAUGUGGUGAUGUUGGUUAGUGGCGAGCCCCUGGCUGCAAAGCCUGCACGAAUUGUCGCCGGCCAUGAGCCAGAGAAAACCAAUGAGCUGCUGCAGGCCAUCGCCAAGUGCUGCCUGAACAAGAUGUCCAGUGAUGAAGCAGUGAAGAGAGUGUUAUCUGGAGAAAAGGUGGACUUGAAAACAAAGGCCAGUGCCUCCAGGUCUCAGGGCAAGGAAAAUCGGGAGGGACGCGAACGUCAUCCAGAUAGAGAGGAGAAAAAAAAGAUAACGGAGCGCAGUGGAAGCCGGGAUCAGAAGGAUCCGGAUCAGUCCAAAGAGCAUGACGUGCGACGCAGAGAUGGGGAGAAAGAGCAGCAGCGUGACCGUGAGCGCUCUGACAAACACCAGCCAAGUGAGCAGGAGCAACACACUAAAGACAAGAGUCGAGACCGGGAGCGAGACAAAGCACGAGCCAGAGAUCGGGACAAGGAGAAAGGCAGAGAAAAGACCAGAGAGAGAGAUUCUCACAGAGAUCGAGAGAGAGACCGGGAGAAGCGGCGAGACAGAGAGCGGGGCAAUGAUGGGGACGAGAGGAAAAAAAGUGGCGAGAGUGUCAAUAGAAACGCCAGAGAGUCAGAGGAAGCACAGCAGAAGCCUGGUCCUGAGGAGCUUAGCAGCAAAGCAGCUCCCACAGAGGUAGUUGAGAAUCAGCAUGAGAGUCCAGCCAGAAUACCUCGUCCUUCAUCUGCAAAAGGUCAGAGAAGGCGGCCAAAAGUUGGAGACGAAUCUGACAGUGAUGGAGAAGGGGAUGCUCGGAUAACUCAGAGACCUGUCCCUCAGGAAAACGGAGACAUAGGAGGAUCAUCAGAGCCAUCUGACAUGGCUUCCAGCACCAGACGAAUGGCGCGGCCAAGCAGUGCUCGGGCGGCGCCUCCUAGAGUCAAGAGACAAGAAAGUUACACCGAAGCGACGCCAGCUGAGAGGCUGCUGAGUGCCAAGCUGCUAGCCCCUGUCAUCAUGGAUGGGAAGAGGCUGUCUGAGGAUGAAGAAGAUGAAGAUGAACAAUUUCUCGUUGAGGAGGCGAUCCCUCUGCUCACAGAUGCUCCUGUAGAGAGAGGACUUGAAAAAGAACUAGACGGUGAAGAGAAACAUGGCGGCCUUGUGAAAAAAAUUCUUGAGACGAAGAAAGACUAUGAUAUAGCACCAUCUUCACCCAAAUCUAAAGAACAGAACCUGGUUUCUGAAGCAGCACGCAAGAAGGAGCGGGAAAUGGUGACGCGGGAGAUUGAGCGGCUGCGUUCAUCCAUUCAGAUGGUGUGCCGUAGUUCUCUACCUUUGGGUAAGAUCAUGGACUACAUCCAGGAAGACAUGGAUGCCAUGCAGGCUGAAUUGCACACCUGGCGACAGGAAAAUAAGGAGCAUGCACAGGCUUUGCUGCAGGAGCAGAGUGCGACAGACAGAGCCGUGGACCCUCUUAAAGCAGAGCUAACUGAGCUAGAGCAGCUGAUCAAGGACCAACAGGACAAGAUUUGUGCUGUGAGGUCCAACAUACUCAAGAAUGAGGAGAAGAUCCAGAAGAUGGUGACUGGGAUCAACUUCUCCUCCAGAACCUGAAUUCAGCAUAAAGGACCAUGAGGAAAGAAAAACAAAGAAUGUGCUUUGAAAAUUAAGGCAAGAGCAGUCUUCUGUUUAGAGAAAAUGGUUAGGGCAUUUUUUUGGACAUUAUUAGAGAUGGGGCUGAACACUGCUCUGCAAGGUAGAGAGUCACCAGGUACAUGCCCUGCACAGCUGGAGAAGCAAAUGUCUGUAACAUGCUGUGUUUAGAGGUCUUCCAUCGUUUAAAAACGUGCUGAAUUGAUGGAAUUGAAAAUGUGGAUGAUGGUAUUGGAACUUAAGCAGCUGCUUAGCCUGAUGAUAAAUGAAUGCUUUAAAUGAAUCCGUCUGCUCUGCACACUAACCUAACGCCACCUUUAUUCUGUAAUGGUGCCUUUGUGACAUGAGCCAGUGCUCAGCUCAGGACUUGGAGUCUGCACUCGAACUGAAUGCUUGCUUAACUGCACAUUAAGCAACCACUUGUUACAAAUUUUGAAUGUUUCUUUUGGCUAAUCAUAAAAAACAGCCCAACAUUUAGUCUUUGUUAUGAUGAUUUGGAGCAUCAACAUGGAGUCUGAAAGCUGACUUUUUUCUGCUUCUUUUCUGUUAUAAAGGUCAAGUGCUGAAGUGCUGUUAGACGUCCUAAUUAAACAGAGUGGUGGCACAGUCAGCUAAUUAACAACGUGAAUGUAAUGUAAUGCAUUUUGCUUUAAAUGCCAUUUUACAGGACAUACUGAUCAUUUGGUUUUUAAUCUUGGCUUCUCUCCCUUUUACAAAAAAGGUCUUCCCUGUUUUCAGUACCUUUUCAUUGUAUCCAAAAGUAACACGGUAACUUCAGUCACUCUAUAGAAGCACUGCUGCACUUUGAUAAAUUAUAUUUUCAAGUCUUUUAGAAAAAUGAGAUGCUUCCUUUCAAGGAAGCUGUGUUUGCCCUUCCCAGUCUGUCAGAACUACAUUGAAAGAGAUUAUUAUUGUUUUUCUUUCCAGAUAAAAAGACAUAAAUACAGUGUGCUGGCAGUUGUACAGUAGAAUUUGCCAAAUUGUUCCAGUUUUUUGGGGACAGACUUUUUAUUUUCAACUGUAGAAAGUCAUUUUAGUAGUCUAUUUCACAAUUAUAUAUGUCCUUUACACUUUAAAAAAAAUAAAGCAAUACAAGAGCGAUAAUGUAGUUGAGAUGAACAACUUAAAACAAAUAUUUUGCCAGUUUAACUCUAAACUUUGGAAAUUACAAUAUCACAUUUUUCCAAGUGGAAAUAGCCGCAACAACAAAAAAAUUAUAAAUAAUCUACUGUAUCUUAUUUCAAACCAUAUAAUGAUUGGUAAUUCAACUUCUGUCAAAACCGGUUCCAAUAAUUCAGAUGUGAAUGUAGUGAUUUUGUGGUGGCCGCUCUCUUUACAGCACUGAUUUAAAUAAAUCUAUUGGGUUUAUGGGUUUUGCACUUGAUAAGAAUGAUCAGCUGCUUGAUGACAAAGAUUUCAAUUUUUAGUUUGUGGAAGAAAUUUUUUUUUUCUUUCAUGCUGGAUGUCGAGACAAACAGAGAAAUUCAUGUUAAACCAACAAUCAUCAUAAUCUGAAACUCCUUUUUUUAAAGGAUUUGGAAUUGACUUUUUUUUUUUCAUUUAAAUUAUCACUGAGCUACAAAACACCUGCCCUUUCCCCAUCACAGUAUGACUGCAUGUUUCAGCCUAUCAAACUCAGUGAAUGUCUUUAAGUUCAUAUUUUUUCACUAAAACCACAUCUGUUACUUAACAUUUCAAAGCAUGGAUGACAGAAAGUUAGCUUUUUUUUCUUUCCUGCUACUGCAGCCAAGUUGUUUGUUAUUGGCUUGUCCAACUUCUUUUGUCCUCAUACAUGCGCUGAUGUUCAGAGUAAGAACAUCUGGGUUCACUUACUGAUUUGACAACUAGCACUAUAAUACUUAGCAAGAUCUCCUAUGUUAAGUAUUAGUACAUUUAGGUGACCACAAGAUACAUGCCUGAUGCAUAAAUGGACCAGAAGGUUAUGAACCCCAUACAAUACCAUUCAAAGCUUUUCACACAUGCUCCUCCAAACAAGUUGCUAUGUGUGUAAAUGACAUAUCUGCUCAGAACCUGCAUUUAUUACGAUUAUUUUAGUAAAGCAUUUACCCAGUGGGAGGAUUCUCUUAAGCUUUAACUAUGUGAAAAGAAAAAAAAAAGUUUCACUAAUUUAAACUUUUACACUGUAUAUACAGGGGUUUGCACUGCACAGAAGUGGGGACCAUAAACUGAGGAAAAAGCAGCCAGACUUCACAGAUAAAUCCACUAUUUUCAGAUAAAUAUUACAUUAAUUCUAUCCAGUAUAAUAGGGAAACGUAUAGGUGGUGUAUGGACAAAUAACUUCAAAAUAUAGACAGAAAAAUGGUUUACCGAAAUGGAUACACUGAACCCUGCUUUUAACAUAGCCUCAGUUUGUCUUUAAACUGUACAUAAUGUAUAUGUGGGGAUUGUAUCAUAGUUCAGAUGAUUCUAUAAUUUUGUAGUGGAGUGAAAUAAAUGGGUACAUUGCAAUAAAUGUUUGUCCCUUGUUUAUUAUUUGUAAUGGGGGCAUGCUUAGAGAAAGCCAGACAAAGUCAGAGAAGCUUUAUAGUGGAAGUCUAAUGAUAGGGCUCCACUUCUCUAGCUAAGAUGAGUGAAAUGAUGAAUAACUGGUUUGUGACUCUGACAAUUGCAUUCUGUGAAGUCUUUGUGGCAUCUUGUUUGUCCAAAUCACACUCAAGGAGAUCAUUUUCAUCUCCCUGUAAAGAUCCUCAGGUUACAUAAAAAACAACUACUGCACAAAAAAGACUGUUUGGAUUCAGCAACUGACAAGCAAACAAAAAUUUCU
This is a messenger RNA of Menidia menidia (Atlantic silverside), 4784 nucleotides long. Lineage: Eukaryota; Metazoa; Chordata; Actinopteri; Atheriniformes; Atherinopsidae. The record is from the annotation of a GenBank genome assembly.